Molecule: messenger RNA, 4545 nt
Organism: Chelmon rostratus (copperband butterflyfish)
Lineage: Eukaryota; Metazoa; Chordata; Actinopteri; Chaetodontiformes; Chaetodontidae
Gene: c4h19orf25
Product: chromosome 4 C19orf25 homolog
Exons: 3
Coding region: 162-485 (107 amino acids)
Source: RefSeq, a predicted model, not a curated record
GUUACGUCCAUCCAGCAGCUUUGGGUCGUGCUUGCUAACCACUUUCUGUAUUUUCAGCCGUGUUCGGUCAGUUAGCGUCCUGCUGUCCGGCCUCAGGUGCAGGACAGAGUCUGGAGAAGUGCUGAGACUCACCUGCAGUCUUUUUUACUGAGGUCAGCACGAUGAAUAUUGGUUCUAAAAGUAAGAAGCGGAUGGUUCUGCCCAGCCGUCCUGACCCCCCCAGCGUGGACCAGAUCCUGGAGGACAUCAACAAAGCUGCUCCCAACGACCCGGUCUUCAGCAUCCUGGAGCAGACUGGACAAGACUUGUCCCGGCCUUCGGACAGUGACGUCGAGUUGAGGUUCCAGCAGUGUCGUCAGUAUCUGGAGCUGAACGAGCGGCUGCAGGAGGUUCGAGGUCGGCUGCUGUGGCAGAGGGAGGAGCUGCGAGUUGCGGGGGAGCAGCUGGAGAAGGACGUGGCGGAGGUCAAAGGUCAAGCACUCUGACUCUUCACCGCUCUGUCACAGACUUUCCUGUCGGGGACGUUCUCGGUGCAGACGGCCUGAUGGUUCAGCUGACACUUCACUGACUGACUCGGAUCAAAACCGCCAAAGUGCCUUUGAGCCAGACACCGGUGGUGCUUCUGUCCUCUGACCUUUGACCUGUAUCUGCAGGAGAUGUUGGGUUUGUAUCAGCAGUGACUGAAUACAGCUGAAAGAGGACAGUGAAGUGAGGCUGACGGCUUGAUUGAUUCAGUGGUUUCCUUUACAUCAUUAAUAUACAAAACUUCAGCCUGAGUGACAAAGUGAUGGUAAACGUUCCCCGACACCAAUAACUGAAACUCCAGACUGGUACGUUUGUUCUCAAUUAAGGGAAAGAAAACAAAUUCUCCUGUUUGAGAAGUUGUAAAGAACGGCCGUUGAUAGUUUUACCUGACAAAGGAUGUGAUUCUAAUGAUUUAUCAGCCAUUUCUGCCCUUUAUGCUCAUCAGAUCUAAGUCGUGUUAUGAUGUUUGUGUUCAGACUGAACGUGAAGUCAAAUCCUAAAGAUCCCAGCUCGUGUUAAAACACUCUCCUCCUGUGGGGAAACUUCGCUUUGCUGACAAUCUCUUUCCAUUAUCUGAUGCAGUCAAGACGGCGACAUCUGCUGGCCAACACGCGGUGUUGCAUUUUUACUGGAGGCGUAAAGGAUCGGCUCUGUUCAUACUGGACAUUAAAGAUCAGAGUUAAUAUGAGGCUUCAGCAGUCUGAGAUCAUGAAAUCAAGCUGAUGGGACAGAAGUGAUCUCAUUGAUCCUGUUUCUGUUAAAACUAGAACCAGCUGUUGUGGGAUGUAACCCUCAUCCCAUUGAACCGUUGAUAGAUUUGCCAUUAUACUUGAUUUUAUAGCGUCGUCUGUAAAACUCGCUUCCUGUUCAGUCUGAACAACCUUUUAUUGUGUCAGUGAAUCACAAAACAAAUAAAAAGCGACAAACUGCUCACGUCGCGUUUCCUGUCACGCUGCCGCGUCUGUAGGAAGCAAAGCCGACACAGUGGUUUAAUGAAACACGUCACUUUUUAUUGGAUGGAAACAUUUAUUAUGACACACCUCUGCUGCUUUGCCUAUUUCACAUGGCACCGUACGUCUCUGUGGCCUUGUUCACGCUCAGAAGGCGGGGACCUCACAGGACAUCCUCUGAUGACUCGUCCAUCGAACCUGAAGGUUUCCUCCUCCUCAGAGUCGUCCAAUCGAUUAUCUGAUUAUCUGAGAACUGACUCGGUCACACGUUCAGAUUCAUUUGAACUACAGUUAAAUAUUAAGUUUGUGAAGCGGAGGAUGUGCAGAACAUAAGCUACGUGACUUACAACUCGUGUGCUUUAGCUUGAAGUCGUCUAAAAUGCCCGCCAGGCGUGAACAAGGCCGCCGACAGCGAUGGCGGACAAACUUCCAGGACUUUCUGAUGGCUUUUAAACACGGAACCAAAUUCCCUGUUUGUCUUUUCAUCCUGAUUUUACUCAUAGGGGCUGUGGAAGUGAUGUCUUUCCACCCAAAAUCUGUCUUUUCAGUAUCAAACGCUCAACUGAAAUAUAUUCUAAAUCCACUACUCAAGCUGACAGGUAUGGGUUCAAAUGAGGGACAAAAGAGUUUGUGUGAAAUGAUCAGAAGGAAUUUCAAAUCCUGCGACUGUAGAAUAAUAUUUGUAAAAAGUGGUGAACAUCUACUCAUCAUCCACUCUUCCAGUCGAUUUCUGCGGCGUCACACCUCGUCUGGUAGAGACAGAUGAAACAAGAGCUCAGCUCAGCGAGUCCAGAGAGAGUGAUGAGAGUGAUGAGAGCCACAAAGACGCCUGGAGUCACGCCGGUCCUGUAAUCCACAGCAGGUGUGCAUGUGGUGUACCUGUUAAUGCACAGUUUACAGGACUGUCGUGACGCAAGACAGCGAAUGGACUCAUCACCUUCACCUUCAUGUUAAAGUCACUCAUAAUGUAAACAGUUUACUCAUCGUGCAGAAUCCAAAAUGUGAAUGAAUUUGCGAUAAAGCUCAGUCCCGUUUGUCAGUUUUCUGUUUUAAAUCUGGACUUGGAUGCUCAUGAAUGCAGUUUUCUCUUUGUGUCGCCACACUUUUCAUAGAAAGUGCAGAAUUUUUAUGAAGACUUCACUUUUACUAGAAUUUCUCAUGAAGGGUUUCAGCAAAAGGUGACACACACACUGUGAAACAGAACUUCACAAGCUCAAACUCUUAUCGACCCACAUUUAAAAACCUCAUACAACAACAGGCAAGUGUUUGAUACUGAAAAGGUCCAGCAGACGUCAGUGCAUCACUUUUAUAUUUCAUAAUGGUCACUGGGAUUUGAAAGGUUUGCAUUCAAAAGCUACUUGGGCUUCAUUCACACUCAAAACAUGCUUUGGAAAUACGUUAGGGUGACAGUAAAUGCAGAAGUUUGUCCGUAUGAAUAAACAGCCCCGUCAGGUAGAUUAUUGUUAUUCCAUCCAGCCCUCUGCCGCCUCUGAGCACACACGGAGGAGUGAUGGUACAACUACAGAGAAUAUUCAUCGUCUUUAUAUUCGACUUCUUCUCGACCUAUCACUACUUUUACAGCAACACAGUUAAGCAGAUAUUAACACGUUAUUAUAAAGACUUCCAGUGGAUGAGUUCUGUAAGGACACGCGUCCAUCGACUCGAAGGCCAACCGCUGUUGAAUGUUUGUUUCUUGACAGGAAAUACUCGACAGCAAACAGUGUCUGAAUCUAGUAGCAAACACAAGAAUAAUGUCAUCACAUUCGAUUAACGGAGGCUUUGUUCAUCUACGCUGACAGUUUAUAGCAUUAUAGGUCUCUGCGGCACUUCAAUACAGGUGGCUAGUAAAGCUCUUGUCGGGCUUCAGAAAGUACAGUAUUUUACCACUGUGUCCAAUGUUAACGAGUGUGUGUACACUCAGUGAGUAUAUUAGCAUGCUGUCAGGGAGCCCACCAGGAAGCUUUGAAGAUUUGUAUGUCUGCAAGUUAUUUACAAUACUGAUUAAGACAAAGAGUACAGUGUGAAGUUAUUCUGAAUCAGCUGAUGGUAUUUGCUGUGGUAUUUCCACAGCAGUGAUGGAACAGGAGUCCAGUGGUGUCGGGGUGAAAAUCUGGGAUAAAUCACAACCUCGAAUUAAUUAAGCAAAGUAGGAUUGGGUUAUAUGAAGAUAUCUACUGUGGGAGAUUAUAUAUUUAAAUCUACAAUACCGUGUAUACUGAGAUAACGAUGCUAUAAUACAGUAUUUGUACUUGCAUUGGCCCAUUGAAGGCAACGCUCCAAAUCACUGAGCAGGAUUUAUGGAAAUACUGAAUUUUAAUAGUUUUGCAUGAGUAUAAUUAAAUACCUUGAUUUUAUUCAUAUCUAAUUCUAAACCCUUAAGUUAAUCAGUUCCCUCACACUCUGUGCCCUUAAAAUGUACAGAAUCGAGUUUAACUUGAUUUUUAUCUGUUACAAAAUUUUUGGUUUGGAUUAAGUUUCGAACAGGUUAAGUUUUUAUUUCUAACCUGUAAUACACAAAGUCUGUCAUGGAUAUCACCAUAUUGUGUUGAGCAGCCGUGAAACAGCUAGAAAGUAUCUCCGCAUAUCUCAGGCCAAGAAUGUAAUGUUAUCCAGACGCCUACAGCUAGAGUGUCGAAACAACAAAGACAAAUGGAAUAAAGGUAAUUGCACUAUUAAACUGAAGAACUAAUGCAUCAGACAUGUGCCCCCAACCCCACUGGGCUCCACAUAUGUAACAGGAAAGGCUAACAGUGUAUCAUAGUCAGUUGAGUGGUGAGGCAAAGUCCCAAAGCGUUGAUGUUCUGUAUGUAAAAAAAAAAAGAAUUUACAUGUCAGUGUGUUUGUGUCCUUUGUGAGAGUCUGUCAACAGUCCGCCACAGUUUGUACCUUUUCAGGUAAAAGUCCAGCUGAGCUAUCCUUCAGAAGUUUGCAUAAUAUUGUUCUUUUAUCGAUUCUGUCCAGGAGACCGAUGGUGAUUUAUGUGCUGAAAUCAAGUUCAUUGUCUUUUGUUUUUACUACAUUUCUACCAGGCAAUGAAUAUUCUACAAAUACAAAAAAAAGUACAAAAUGA